GCUGGCUGUUGGGGUUUGGCGCGGUCCUGUCCCUGUCUCAGGCCGCUACUCGCGAUGCCCGUGGCCAUGAGCCCGGCCACCCCGGCCUUGCAGGAGGCGCUGGAGAACGCGGGCCGCAUCAUCGACCGUCAGAUCCAGGAUGAUCGCUGCUACCCCGACCUGUCCGAGCUGCUGGCGGUGCCGGCGCCCGGUAGUCCCACAGUUUCUGGUAUGUCAGAUAUGGAUUAUCCUUUGCAAGGACCUGGUUUGCUCUCAAUACCCAAUCUUCCAGAGAUAAGUUCAAUCCGCAGAGUCCCACUUCCUCCUGAGCUAGUGGAGCAAUUUGGACAUAUGCAAUGUAAUUGUAUGAUGGGAGUAUUUCCAGAUAUCAGCAGGGCAUGGCUGACCAUUGACAGUGACAUUUUUAUGUGGAAUUAUGAAGAUGGGUAUGUAGAGAAAAAAUUUCUAAAGGGGAGACCUUGCUUAUUUUGAUGGUCUUAGUGAAACUAUUCUUGCUGUGGGUCUUGUGAAGCCAAAGACAGGUAUUUUCCAGCCUCAUGUGCGAUAUCUGUUGGUUCUGGCUACUCCUGUUGAUAUAGUGAUUCUAGGACUCAGCUAUGCUAAUUUGCAAGCAGGUUCUGGAGCCCUCAAUGACAGCAUGUCUGGUGGAAUGCAACUGCUUCCAGAUCCUCUCUAUUCACUCCCUACUGAUAAUACCUAUCUUCUGACCAUAACUUCCACUGAAAAUGGGCGUAUCUUUUUGGCUGGAAAGGAUGGCUGUUUAUAUGAAGUAGCUUACCAGGCUGAGGCAGGCUGGUUUAGUCAACGGUGUAGAAAGAUCAAUCAUUCAAAGAGCUCUCUUUCUUUCCUUGUUCCUUCAUUGCUGCAGUUCACAUUCUCAGAGGAUGAUCCCAUAGUUCAAAUUGCUAUUGACAAUUCUCGCAACAUCCUAUAUACCCGUUCAGAAAAAGGAGUGAUACAGGUUUAUGAUCUGGGACAAGAUGGUCAAGGAAUGACCAGAGUUUCUUCUGUUUCUCAGAAUGCUAUUGUUUCUGCUGCUGGAAACAUUGCCAGGACUAUAGAUCGCUCUGUUUUUAAGCCUAUUGUUCAAAUAGCGGUGAUUGAAAAUUUGGAAUCCAUAGAUUGUCAGUUGCUGGCAGUCACACAUGCUGGUGUACGGAUGUAUUUUAGUACAUCACCAUUUAAGCAUCCAAUGGCUCGCCCCUCCAUGUUAACAUUGGUUCACAUCCGCUUGCCUCCAGGAUUUUCUGCUUCUUCUAAUGUGGAGAAGCCAUCAAAGGUACACAGAGCUCUUUACAGCAAAGGUGUCCUGUUGAUGGCUGCCUCUGAAAAUGAGGAUAAUGAUAUCCUGUGGUGUAUCAAUCAUGAUUCUUUCCCUUUCCAAAAACCAAUGAUGGAAACACAGAUGACCACACAUGUUGAUGGACAUUCGUGGGCUCUUUCUGCCAUAGAUGAAUUGAAAGUUCCAAAGAUUAUAACACCAUUGAAUAAAGACCUUGUUCCAAUAACUGAUUCUCCUGUUGUUGUACAACAGCACAUGCUACCACCGAAGAAAUUUGUUCUGCUCUCAGCUCAGGGGAGCCUUAUGUUUCAUAAACUCAGACCUGUAGAUCAACUGCGACAUCUCCUAGUUUGCAAUGUAGGAGGUGAUGGAGAGGAGAUUGAAAGGUUUUUCAAGUUACAUCAGGAGGACCAGGCCUGUGCCACUUGUCUUAUUCUUGCCUGUUCUACUGCUGCUUGUGAUAGAGAAGUGUCUGCUUGGGCUACCCGAGCAUUUUUCAGGUAUGGUGGAGAAGCACAGAUGCGAUUUCCAUCAGCUUUACCUCCUCCGAGCAAUGUAGGACCAAUUUUGGGGUCUCCUGUUCCUGCUAAUUCCCCUAUGACUGUUGGCAGUCACUAUCCUAAUCCAAGCUUUUUGACAACACCAGCACAAGGUUUGCAGCCUCCUAGUAUGUCAACCCCACUGUAUGCUGCAGGCAGUUCAAUAUCUCAGGCUGGCGCAUCAAUGAGUGGUAUGAUGGGCCCAGAGAUAGUGUUUUCAGGAAAGCACAACGGCAUCUGCAUAUACUUCUCUCGAAUUAUAGGGAAUAUUUGGGAUGGCAGUAUUGUUGUUGAGAGAAUUUUCAAGAGUGGGAACCGAGAAGUUUUUGCAAUUGAAAGCAGUGUUCCAUCGCACAUGCUAGAAUCUGUGCUACAUGAACUUAAAGGUUUACAGGAAUUUCUGGAUAGAAAUUCACAGUUCUCAACAGUAGGAGCUCUUGGAAACCCAAGUUUUAGCACCCCAGCUAACCUGCAGCAGAGGUUACUAGGAUUCAUGCGUCCUGAUGGUGGAAGUUCUCAGCAAGUGCAACAAGAACUUCAGAGGAAGUUUCAUGCAGAGGCACAGUUAACUGAGAAGACCUCACUGCAAGGGAUCCAGCAGCUUGUUCGCAAAACCUGCCAGGCUUUAGCUUUGUGGAAACUUCUCUGUGAGCACCAAUUCAGUGUUGUUGUAGGUGAGCUUCAGAAGGAAUUUCAAGAGCAUUUAAAGAUUACUACUUUCAAAGAUUUAGUAAUUAGAGACAAAGAGUUAACUGGAGCGCUCAUUGCCUCUCUCAUUAACUGUUACAUCAGAGAUAAUGCUGCUGUGGAUGGCAUCAGUUCACAUUUACAAGACAUAUGUCCACUUCUGUACGGUACUGAUGAUGCUGUCUGUUCAAAGGCAAAUGAAUUGCUUCAGCGAUCCCGACAGGUUCAAAACAAAUUGGAAAAAGAAAAGAUGCUAAGAGAGUCAUUGAAGGAGUACCAAAAGAUCAGCAAUCAAGUGGACCUUUCUAAUGUUUGUACACAGUAUAGACAAGUGCGUUUCUAUGAGGGUGUGGUGGAACUGUCUCUUACUGCUGCUGAGAAGAAGGAUCCUCAAGGUCUUGGACUUCAUUUUUAUAAAAAUGGAGAACCUGACGAGGACAUUGUUGGACUCCAGGCUUUCCAGGAGAGGUUAAACAGUUACAAGUGCAUCACUGACACCCUUCAGGAACUAGUAAAUCAAAGUAAAGCUGCUCCUCAGUCUCCCAGUGUACCCAAAAAGCCAGGCCCUCCAGUGUUGUCAUCUGAUCCCAAUAUGUUGAGUAAUGAAGAAGCAGGACACCAUUUUGAACAAAUGCUGAAACUGGCUCAGCGUUCAACAGAUGAACUCUUCUCUAUUGCUCUUUACAAUUGGCUAAUACAAGCUGACCUUGCAGAUAAACUGCUGCAGGUUACCUCCCCAUUUCUGGAGCCAUAUCUCGUGCGUAUGGCCAAGGUUGAUCAAAACAAAGUCCGUUAUAUGGAUUUACUAUGGAAAUACUUUGAAAAGAACAGGAAUUUCAGUAAUGCAGCCAGAGUGUUGGCUAAACUGGCAGACAUGCAUAGUACAGAAAUUCCACUUCAGCAGCGUCUUGAAUAUAUUGCACGUGCCAUUUUGAGUGCCAAGAGUUCCACUGCCAUGUCAUCAAUAGCUUCAGAUGGUGAAUUUCUACAUGAACUAGAAGAGAAAAUGGAAGUGGCUAGGAUACAGCUACAAAUAGAGGAAACGUUACAACGGCAAUAUUUCCAUCAUUCUUCGGUACAAGAUGCAAUUUCCCAGUUGGAUUCUGAGCUGAUGGACAUAACCAAGUUGUAUGGUGAAUUUGCUGACCCUUUCAAGCUCUCAGAGUGUAAGCUUGCAAUUAUACAUUGUGCAGGUCACUCAGAUCCUAUCUUGGUACAAACUCUCUGGCAAGAAAUAAUUGAGAAAGAGUUGAGUGACAGUGUGACUCUGAGCCCAGCUGACAGAAUGCAAGCUCUUAGUCUAAAGAUGGUAUUACUUGGAAAAAUAUAUGCUGGCACACCUCGUUAUUUUCCUUUAGAUUUCUUAGUGCAAUUUCUAGAGCAGCAAGUUUGUUCUUUGAAUUGGGAUGUGGGAUUUGUGACAUACACUAUGCAGGAAAUUGGAGUACCGCUGUCUAAGCUGCUUGAAGUGUAUGACCAGUUGUUCAAAGCACGGGAUCCAUACUGGAAUAGAAUAAAAAAGCCUUUACACCUUUUAGAAUGUAUUCAUGUAUUAUUAUCAGGAUAUGUACAAGACCCCAACAAAGUUCUCAACUUUGAGAGACGGCGAUUCACAAAUGUAUGUUUGGAUGCUGUCAGUUGCUACCUUGUUGAACUUCAGUCUAUGAGCCCUACAUUAACAGUGCAGACCACUAUUGGAAACUUUAAAUCCCUACAGGCUAAAUUAGAACGGCUACAUUGACUAGUAUGAUAAACUGUUAGUCCAGAGAAAAAUGAACUGUUAAAUGGAACCUCAGAUGUCUGCACUGGAAUGUGGAAGAAAAAACGUUCAGAAGGAAGUUGGGGAAAAUUAAAACUCCUGCUGCAAUUGA
Messenger RNA from Pelodiscus sinensis (Chinese soft-shelled turtle), 4379 nucleotides. RefSeq names its product nucleoporin 155 (gene NUP155). Gene Ontology annotation, biological process: protein import into nucleus; protein localization to nuclear inner membrane; transcription-dependent tethering of RNA polymerase II gene DNA at nuclear periphery. Gene Ontology annotation, cellular component: nuclear pore inner ring; nuclear pore. Gene Ontology annotation, molecular function: structural constituent of nuclear pore. The record is from RefSeq and is a predicted model, not a curated record. NCBI's taxonomy places the organism in Eukaryota, Metazoa, Chordata, Testudines, Trionychidae.